Pseudovirgaria hyperparasitica is the source of this 483-nucleotide messenger RNA. RefSeq names its product FAD binding domain-containing protein. Bases 1 to 483 code for a protein of 160 amino acids. The transcript has a single exon. Lineage: Eukaryota; Fungi; Ascomycota; Dothideomycetes; Acrospermales; Acrospermaceae. The record is from RefSeq and is a predicted model, not a curated record.
AUGGAGGACUCAACACCACCCACCAUACAUGACAUCAUCAUCGUCGGCGCCGGGCCAUGCGGACUCGCAGUCGCCGCCCGGCUCAGCGAACACACGCCGUCGGCCAUCUUCACCGACGACGAGCACCAGCGCUACAACUGGAUCCGGCGGCACGCGCGGCACAUGACGAUCAAGAACCGCAAGACGGGCGCCGACAGCAAGCCGAAGCCGGAGCCGCCCCGGACGGAGCGCAAGUACUCGACGCUCGUGCUCGACGGGUCCGGCAGCACCUGGAUGGCCAAGUGGAACCGGCUGUUCCGGCUGUUCGACAUCAAGCACCUGCGCAGCCCCAUGUUCUUCCACGUCGACCCGGGCGAUCGCGACGGCAUGCUCGCCUACACCUACGAGCACGGCCGCGAGCACGAGCUCGUCGAGAUCCGCGGCUGCGUCGGCAAGGAGCUGAGCAAGCACCAGAAGAAGAAGAAGCGCGCGUCCGGGAAGUGA